UUUUUAGUUGAGGGAGUUGGAUUUUUUUUCAAUUAUCCAGGUAUACGAAGAAAGCUGACUGUUCUAUAAACUAUCAAAGAGCCUUUACAAAUGAUUUUAAAUAACAGUAAAUCAAAUUCAAAAUUUACAAGUUCCAUGUGUGAUAUCAGUCAAAUGUAGCACUAGAUCCGCUCCAGACAUAUUCAUUCUAUGAAAACUUCCUCGUCCAGGAUCUAUUUGAUUCUAUUAAUUAUAGCUUUCCGCGUUGCUUUUGAAAUAGAGAUGUGAUUCUACAUAGACACACGACAAAAUGUCGCAGUUCAGUUUUCUAGCCGAAUUUGAAAAGUCAUCGGACAGGACGGAAACAUAUUUUCGAGGAAUCUGGUCCAAUGAUACACCUGAACAAUGUGACGAAGAAGUUCAAAAUGAGUUCAUAAAUGUUCAAGAAGAUAGUCUGCAGGGAAGCAGUAUUACUUUCCCAAACGAAACACAAAACAAUCAGGAUCCGAGGGAGACGACCCUCUCAAAUAAUGUUGCCCAAGACUCUGAAGAAAACUCAAACUAUGUCGUUUCAGAAAAGGUGGACAUACAAUCGGCCUUCGUUUGUUCUGGAAAUCAGCAGGAGGCUGAUUUAACUUUCAAAAACAAAGCAUUAAAAAAGACGAAAAUCAAAAACGCUGGAAAGAAAGACGAUCAAGACUUAACAAAUAGAUCAGACGUAAAAGAAAUAGAAAAGAGGGAAAAGGAAAAAGACCCUUCUUCUCCAUCGGAAAACUUGAGUGAACGUGGCUACUCAAACAUGGAAUCAUAUCUGGAUGAUUUCGAUACUGAGGCAACUGAUUAUUUUGACAGUGAAGAUGAGUAUUUUGAAACAUACAGAAACACUGUUGAAUACAAUAGUACGUUUCCUUUAUAUGGAAUGAGUCAUUUUCGUACCACAACGUCUACAGAAAGCGGGAGAUACAGUCAAGGUGUAUCACAAUACAAAAACAUGCCAGUUUUCAUGACGUCCUUACAGAAAUUUGCAAAAUCCAAUGGAUUUACUGUACAUGAUGUUAUGGCAGAUGGAAACUGUCUUUUCAGAGCCAUUGAUGAUCAACUUUCUGUUAACGGAAUCUUCGGCAACUCCCCGGAUUCACUGCGGAAAAACACUUUAAAGUUUCUUCGGGAAAAUCCAUAUCAAGAAGAUGGGUCACAUACCGAGUCGUUUCUUUUCACCGAAAGUUGGGAACAGUACUUGUCAAGAAUGGAGCAAAAUACGGAAUGGUGUGAUCACGUCAUAUUUAAAGCCGCAGUUGACGCCCUUGGGUUACGAGCUGUUGUCUUUAAUGUGUAUGGGAACGACAUCAGGCGCACAGAAGUUCUUUCCAGAAACCCGUCUGAUGGAAGCUUAACAGUUUAUCUUGGUCAUUUUGGAGAAUUUCACUAUCUUAGCUUAAGACCUAACAACUGGAAUAAAGAGUGGCAAUACAAAGCGCUGAUGUUCAGACAACAAUUACUCACUAAAAGGUUUGAAAGUAUGAAAAUUAAAACGAACGAGACAGAGGGCGUUAAUGAUUUCCAAAGAAUGAAAAAAGAGACAAAAGAUGAUAAGAAAUACAUAGACUUUGAAAAUUUUGGGUACACAAUAUGUCCAGUUUAUGGUUUAAACGACCUUGAUACUGAAGAAAAUGAAGAACCAAUGCAUCGUCUUGUAGAGGAUCCAUUUUACAUUGAUACGCGAACAGGACUACCACUACAACAUUUAUCGUAUCUCAUGAAGCAUUUGAUUCCUCCUAAUAUGGAUCUUGUUAAUUCUUUUGCACUUCCACCGGUACAAAAGGAUGGGACGACGUUUCAGUAUUUAGGAUCAUUUGCUACGGGGACCUACGCAUUCUUAAAGGACAUUACUCGAGGCUACACGUCACGGAAUUUAGUAAAGAAAGAUGCUACUGUCGUUGCUUUAAGGCCCCUUACAUCGGGUAUUUUAAUCGAUACAAAGGACACACAUCCAGGUUUCCUACGAUUAAAAGUUUUAUCAAUGUCUCAUAUAUUCCCAGAGAGAAAUUUGCAUCGAUGUGAAGAUAAUGUUUUCCUGAAAAGAUUAGAUGUCCCCGAUAAUAUGCCUUUACCCAAGAGGUCAGAAAGAUGCUAUAUGGGAUUUAGUAGUGGUGAAUUCCCACUAGCGGCAGAAGAAUGGCAAAAUAGACAAAGGAAAUUCAAAUGGCCAUCACAAAACGUAGUUGCUGCUAUUCAUAAUGCAGGGUGUACCAUCAUUCCAAAACAUCACCCUAGGAGCUGUAAUCCAGAAAUCGAGUGGAAAUUCAACUUCACAAACUCUGAAAUGUUACUAUUUACAAGAGCAGUUACAGAAAACCAAUGUCGUGGGUUUAUCCUUCUACAAAUACUCAUCAAUUACAGUACAUGCAAUUUGAGAUGCAAAUUAAAAAUGAAACACACUAAGGCAGUAUUUUUGAACUGCUGCGAGCAGGUUCCUGUUGAAAAAUGGGAAACAAACUUGAGUGGCUGCAUUCUUUAUGCAUUUGUAUUUUUAUUAGCUUGCCUAAGAAAAAGAAAUCUGCCGCAUUAUUUCAUACCAUCGUUCAAUUUAUUCGAGAACUUCAAGGAGGGAGAUCUUGAAUCCAUACGUAUUCAAAUUGAGGCUAUCCGAUUGUUUCCAGUGCAGACUUUAAACUUUCUUGCUGAAAAUUAUGGAUACACAUACGGAGCAAUUCUGUCAAGAUUGGUUUUACAGGACUGUAAAAGAUUUGCAUCAAGUAGAGAUAUAAUGUCAACUUAUCAUGAUGUUUUCGUUCCUGGAACAAUUAGAACAGUCAAAUUUUUAACAAGGCAAGGUCAUUAUGAAGCAGCUUAUUAUCUUCUUAAUGAUACUUAUGCGUCACAUCUUUGCUUCGCAUUCAUAAAUCCUAUCGAUUUAAGUAGUAAUUUCACGGAAUUUUUCCGUCAUGCUCUCAAUGAAAUUCACCAGGAAGCCUCCAAAACAAUUUUGGCAAAAAAGUUUGAAAAGGAAUAUGGUAUAAACGUUAUGGAUUCCGUCAUGUCAACAGGUGGUCUACUCGUUGCAGAUAUAUUACCAUGGGGAGUAAACUACGAGAUUGCAAACCUGCAUAUACCAAUGGAAAAAACGUCGAAUUUCGAUUUAAUCGGAGAUUUUUUUUACGAAUAUAGUAAAACUGAAGUAAAGAGAUAUAACAGCAAUCUAGCUACGCUAGGAAUUUCGGAAGCAAUUCGAUGCUUCGAAAGAGCUAUUCAAGAGGAGCCUGUCAUUGAUGUCGAAAUAGAUGAUGAAGCUUUAAUAAAAGAUAUUCAGUCUCAGAAGUCCGAAAGUAUGCAAAGAAUAAAAGAAAAAUUGAUGUAUUGUUACAUCCAUACCAUGAAGAUUUCGAAAAUGCACCGGACAUUCCUGCCUUUGGAAAUGUAUAUGCCUGCAAUAGAAGAACUAUGCCAAGAAUUACCAGAUAUGAGUGGAGUUGUCAGUGUUAUGUACCAAUAUUUGAAUAAUCAUAGUAAACAGAAAGAAUAUGAAACGCGUUUUGAUAGUUUCUUCGGGACAGGUGUCAAAGAACCAUCAAGAUUAAAACAUAAUAGAUUCUGAAUUGUCACGAGAGAUAGAUAUUCACCUGUAUGAUCUGUAAGCAAAAGUUCACGACUAUAAAUAUACUAUGAGUAAUAAAAGUCAAUAUACAGUGGGAAAAAGACACCUUUGUUUCAGUGAUUCGUGCAAAAGUGAUUGAGUACUGUAGUAAUGUGUUCUAUUUUCCUCAUUAUAUGUUUUUAUGAUGAAAAAAAUGUAAAUU
Saccostrea cuccullata (small rock oyster) is the source of this 3776-nucleotide messenger RNA. RefSeq lists its product as uncharacterized. Bases 290 to 3574 code for a protein of 1094 amino acids. Gene Ontology annotation, biological process: protein deubiquitination. NCBI's taxonomy places the organism in Eukaryota, Metazoa, Mollusca, Bivalvia, Ostreida, Ostreidae. The transcript is spliced from 6 exons. The record is from RefSeq and is a predicted model, not a curated record. Gene Ontology annotation, molecular function: cysteine-type deubiquitinase activity.